This is a messenger RNA of Megalops cyprinoides (Indo-Pacific tarpon), 2661 nucleotides long. RefSeq names its product keratin 222 (gene krt222). Bases 94 to 1590 code for a protein of 498 amino acids. The record is from RefSeq and is a predicted model, not a curated record. Gene Ontology annotation, molecular function: structural molecule activity. The transcript has 10 exons. Lineage: Eukaryota; Metazoa; Chordata; Actinopteri; Elopiformes; Megalopidae.
UCCAAGGCCAGGAUUUACCCAUACAGCAUUGAGUUGGCUUUCUAAAGCUGGAGAAGCUCUUGUUGGGACUGUUGUGCAGCUAGUCCCGUGAAGAUGCUGCCCAGUAGUGGUUUACCUGGACUGGACCCACAAGUAACAUUGAGGGGCCUUAAUGCUCGCCUGGUGAACUUCCUAGAGCAAGUGAACAGACUGCAAGAGGCAAAUACACAACUGGAGCGGCAGAUUGCUGAAAGGGUUCACAGAAACACCUUACAGCCCAGGGACUGGACCCUGCAGGAGAGGACUGUAGAGGAGCUCCGCACUGAGGUUAGCAGAUUGUUGAUGGAGAAUGCCCAGAUGGCUCUGCAAACUGAUAAAAUCCAAUCAGAGACUGCCCAUCUCCAGGCCAGAUGUGAGGCAGAGAAAAGGCAGAGACAGCUUCUAGAGCGGGAGGUGGUCCAGCUGAGGGGAGUUAGGAGCAGAGCGGAGCAUCAGGCUGUGCAGCUGGAGGCUGAGCUUCAGAGAAGCACAGAGGAGCUGGAGCAGAUACGCCAGGAGCAUCAACAGGCAGUGCAGGCUCUGCAGCACGCAGCUGGCCAGGGUGAUGUUGUGCUAAUGCCGGUGACGGAGGGGGAGGAUGGCAGAGAGAUGGAGCUCUCACAGCUCCUCGAACAGAUUAGGACGCUGUAUGAUGGCCUCAUCACCAACAGCCACCCGGGCCCAGGGCCACCAGAAGGAGCACUUAACCAGGAGGCGGCGGCACAGGCCCAGGCAAACCAGGAUGUGGAGGCCCUGCACGCAGCCCGGGCAGAGCUAACCGAGGCCAGGAAGCAGUGGCACAGUCUGCAGGUGGAGAUUGAGUCGCUUCACGCACUGGAGAGGGGUCUAGAGAGCUCCUUGCAGUACACACAGCGGCAGUAUGAGUCCCAGCUGCAGGACAUGUCCAGGGAAAUCCGGGGCCUUGAGGCAGAGCUGUGUCAGGUGCGCAGUGGCCUAGAAAACCAGCGCCAGCGCCACCACGAGCUGCUCAAUACCAAGGUGCGGCUGGAGCAUGAGAUCGCCACCUACAGGCAGCUUCUGGAAAGAGAAGAGGGCAGGAUCUGUGGGCAUAAUGGCCCAGUUUUGGAUAUCAAGCUAGGACCACCUGACAUGAAGCUGAAGGAGCAGUUAGUGACCAAUCACUGUGGUGACCCAGUGCUCCCCAAGCCUCUCACAGAGUUGCGUACAGCUGAGAACGACCUUACAAAAAGCCCUCCUCCCCUGCGGAGACAAAAGAGCCUGGUCAUCUUGACAGAGCCAGAGAGCAGUAUGGAUGGGAAGAUGGCCACUGUGAAAACCCAGGAGAUUCUGCAGGGCAAUGUGGUGCGGGAGAGUGCUGAAGCACAUGGAACUGUGGAAACGAAGAAGAUUGAUGUGGUUAUCAAGCAGUGGGAGGGUUCUUUCUUCAAGGGGAACCCUAAGCUACGCAAGAAGUCUGUGUCUCUGCGCUUUGAUCUGCACAUGGCAGCGGCUGAUGAGGGCUGCUCGCAGACACAGCAAGACAGCCUGCCUGAUGUUGAGGUGCGCCUGGUGAUGAAGAGGUCCCGCAGCAUCUCCACCAUCACCCAGUGACAUCACGUUGUACCAUCACUUGGUGACAGUGUAUACCUUCAUGGCAAAGACCUUGGCUAGGCACAGCAAGAUCCCAUUGCUCUCCACUCCUGUGGCCUUCUGACAUAAUAUACAGCAGACAUAUCACUUAUCACUGUAUCUCAAAAUGACAUAAUCAUGAUCCCAAUCAUUCUCCCAAAAUCUUUCUGCCUAAAUCCCUCUACUUUUCACCAAAUAUUUAACAUGAUGAUGCUACUGCACUCCAUUUGAUAUUGUGUUGCCUUCCCCAGUACACCAGUAUAAACCAAAGGAAACAAACAGAGUUGAAACCCUUACCCAGGGAACACAGUAGAAAAAAAGAGAUUACCUCGAGUAAUAAAAAGAGGAGUUCCAUCUUGCAUUAAGAAGGAGUUGCUGUUUGUUUUCAGUCACAAUGUGUUAAUAUUGUUGGUGAUGCUGUGCAGAGAUUAAUUGUAGCAUUGGCAUUAAGAAACUUCCGAUUGCUGUAUUGCAUUCAAUAGAGGAAACUGUAGUAUUCUGUUACUGUGUCUAUCACCCUCGAAUCAACUACCAGGCCACAGUCAAAACAUAGCAAUGAUGAAUAUUAACAUGGUACAGUGUAAAGUCCAAUUUGUAUGGAUAUGAACAUGGAAAUUUCCCACUUCGACACACAUUAAAGGAUAGUGUUCCAUCAGAGGCAGAUUUCACCUGGCAUGACAAGAAGGAGCAGGUGGAUUUUGUAAAUAGCUAUACAACAGAAUGUACGCUUUUCUUUUGGUUUGUGGGGUCUUAUACAUUAUAAUCUAUAUAUGAUUGAUUAUGGUAUAAGAUGGAAUUAGCACUGUUAAGAUGAUGCUUUUAGUUGGCACCAAAGAUUAAAAAGAGAAAAAGAAGGAUUAAGAUUUAUGAAAGACAGCAGAUGUAUACUCUAGUUGGGUGCCUGCGAUGUGAAAACCUUACUGAAAAAUUUCUUACCUAUGCAUUUCUUGAUGUGCUUAAUUUGCGCUACAUAGUGAAACACUUGAACUAGAAUCUUUUCAGUUUAGGAGCUCUUGUUUUUUUGAAACAAAUAAUACUAUACAGCUUUUUACC